CAAAAAAACAACCCAGGGACGGGACCCCGUCAUGUUCCACUGACUGACCCCUCCCGCCCGGCGAAUGACAAGUGUGCAUCCGAGGGUGGGGCUUGCCUCAGUCUCUCAUGAUUGGCUGCUGGAUGGAAUUAAGGUGAAUGGAACACGUUCCCAAGGAGCAGGACCCUAACCAAUCGGAGGGAGAAGAGAAACAGUGGCUCAAUGGCCCGAAAAGGAAGAGGAAGAACAGCCAAUGUUCGGUGAAGAGUAUGACUGGGUACAUCCCCAGCUACCUCGAAAAGGAUGAGCCAUGUGUGGUGUGUGGCGACAAGGCCACAGGUUACCACUACCGCUGCAUUACCUGCGAGGGCUGCAAGGGUUUCUUCCGUAGGACCAUCCAAAAGAACCUCCACCCGGCCUACUCCUGUAAGUACGAUGGCUGCUGCAUCAUCGACAAGAUCACCCGCAACCAGUGUCAGCUCUGCCGCUUCAAGAAGUGCAUCGCAGUGGGCAUGGCCAUGGACUUGGUCCUGGACGACUCAAAGCGGGUUGCUAAACGGCGGCUCAUUGAGGAGAACAGGGAGCGACGAAAGAAGGAGGAAAUAGUGAAAACUCUCCAGAACCGUCCAGAGCCCACCACGUCGGAGUGGGAGGUGAUCCGCCAUGUGACCGAGGCCCACCGACACACCAACGCUCAGGGCUCCCAGUGGAAACAGAAACGCAAAUUCCUGCCAGACAAAAUCGGCCAGUCCCCGGUUGAGCCCUCGUCAGACGGAGACAAGGUGGACCUAGAGGCCUUCAGCGAGUUCACCAAGAUCAUCACUCCUGCCAUCACCCGCGUGGUCGACUUUGCCAAAAAACUGCCCAUGUUCUCUGAGCUACCUUGUGAAGACCAGAUCAUCCUGCUGAAGGGCUGCUGCAUGGAGAUCAUGUCGCUUCGAGCCGCCAUCCGCUACGACCCCGAGAGCGAGACGCUGACGCUGAGCGGGGAGAUGGCGGUGAAGCGGGAGCAGCUGAAGAACGGCGGGCUGGGCGUGGUGUCGGACGCAAUCUUCGACCUCGGCAAGAGCUUGGCGCAGUUCAACCUGGACGACACGGAGGUGGCGCUGCUGCAGGCCGUGCUGCUCAUGAGCUCAGACCGCUCCGGCCUGACCUCCAUGGACAAGAUCGAGAAAUGCCAGGAGACCUACCUGCUGGCGCUUGAGCACUACAUCAACUACCGCAAGCACAACAUUCCCCACUUCUGGCCGAAGCUUCUGAUGAAGGUGACGGACCUGCGGAUGAUCGGGGCGUGCCACGCCAGCCGCUUCCUUCACAUGAAAGUGGAGUGUCCCAAUGAACUCUUCCCGCCGCUCUUCCUGGAGGUGUUCGAGGACCAGGAGGUGUGAAAACACGGUUGCAACCAACGGCAAAGGGAAGAGGAAGUGCGGUGCAAACUUGGGAGAUGGGAAGGGCCAUCGUUUUUUUGUAGGGGAAGGAUGGAGGGAGAGUCCUCGAGGCAGGAAUCUGCGUUUUCUCCGGUCAUCACAAUUUACAGUUUGUGGUUUAAAAAAACAAAACUGGAACCAACAAUAACAGAAACAACACACCAGCAACAGGAGAGUCAAGCUAACAGAGGAUUUUGUUUUUUGAACACCCUCCACCUCUUUCUCCUCCUUUUUCUUACCCCUGUUUUAAAAUCCGAGUGGGGGCCCUUCUGUCUGAGCAUGAUGUCUUAUAUAGUCAAAGUUGUAGCCAUUUGCCAAGACACCUACACAGAUACACAUACACACACACACACACACACACACACACACACACACACA
Messenger RNA from Labrus bergylta (ballan wrasse), 1784 nucleotides. The record is from RefSeq and is a predicted model, not a curated record. NCBI's taxonomy places the organism in Eukaryota, Metazoa, Chordata, Actinopteri, Labriformes, Labridae.